AUGUCUGAAUUGCGGGCUGCGCUACUUCAUGGAUCACCUUGGCAAGAGACCAAGUUCCCAGCAAGGGAUUUUGAAAUUGUCAGCGACGAGUAUCUUCUGAUGGAAGAAUCUUUAGACAUCUCCAGCAAGGUACUUUUUGCCUUCGAAGAGAUUGACAUCUAUCGGCAUUUCAGCAGGCAAAACAGUUCACAUCCAGGCUAUCGACAUGUCAGAACUGCUUUAGACGCGUUCAGGAUUUCUCGAGCAGGCGGGGAUUACCAGUGUCUUGUUCAGAAGCCUGUGUGGGAUAGCUUCAGCGAGAUCGUGCAUACAGACAUCAAGGCCGCGGAAACCUUCAUCGAGCUUGACGAUGAAGAAGUGCUGGACGGAUUCGUUGAAGGAGAGAUGAGGUACCCUGGUCCGCGCAAACUUGGGAAUAGACUAGUGUAUGUGUCUUGCAUGUUCGGCAUGCCCGACCGCUGGGGAUCUUUUGUCCCCGGAAACUUUGGCGGAGCAGUUGAGGGCGAAGAGAUGCAGACGCACGAUGCACAACCUGACGUUUACCGAUACCCAGAGGUGAUGCUGAAAACAGAGUGGACCUAUCCUGCGGAUAUCUGGAAUGUCGGCGCCAUGGACUUGUACGAGAAUAAGCAUUUGUUUUACGGCAGCUAUCCGGACGGCAGGGGGUACAAGACGGCAGCGCAUCUGGCAGAAGUUGUGGCGAGGCUUGGGCCACCUCCACGAGACCUGCUCGAGCGAGGUCUGCGCAGCAAAUAUUCUUCGACGAAGACGAGCUGCGAGAUAACCCUGGCCGGACAAGAGCAGUAUGACUCUCUGGGAUUCGUACGGUGCAUGCUGCAGUGGAGGCCCAAGAACCGCGUGACCGCGAAGCAAGUGCUUGACCACCCGUGGCUCAAAGCGCCUAAAUCAAUGGAGCUUUGACACAGUAGUGCUGAAGUAGACCCUUACUGUCGCUCACCCCUGCCUACAAGGUGGACCUCUGCGCAUUCGCC
This is a messenger RNA of Didymella exigua CBS 183.55, 992 nucleotides long. RefSeq lists its product as uncharacterized. The transcript is spliced from 7 exons. NCBI's taxonomy places the organism in Eukaryota, Fungi, Ascomycota, Dothideomycetes, Pleosporales, Didymellaceae. Gene Ontology annotation, molecular function: ATP binding; protein kinase activity. The record is from RefSeq and is a predicted model, not a curated record. Gene Ontology annotation, biological process: protein phosphorylation. The coding region runs from base 1 to 921 and encodes 306 amino acids.